AUGAAUAAUAACUUAUUAUCAGUAUUAAUUACAUUUUUAUUAUCUACAGUGAUUUAUUCACUAGCUAAUCCAGCAACUAUAACAUAUUCUGUUCAACUGUAUGACCAAUUCUCAGGCUAUAACAAUAAUUUCCAAACUAAUGUAACUGGGGCUAGAGUUACUGGUUUAGUUAAAUCAACUUUAAAUUCAACGACUCGUGUACCUGAAUUAGUUUCAACAUCAAAUGGUGGUUUAAAUGAUGCAGGUCAUAUUUUGAAUCCAUCAUUAUUCCAAUACUUUUUCAGUCCACAAAUAAAUUCAAGUUUACCAGCUGAAAAUAAUCCUUAUUCUUUUGAUUUAGUUUUCACAUAUGAUAAAAAUAGAAAUACAUAUGUUUAUAAUAAUGAAGAUUUUUUCCCAAUUGAUCGUAAAGGUUUUGAUAUUGACCCAGAAAAAAGAAUUAAUUUAAAUGGUGCAACCUAUCAUAAUUAUCAUUUUUGUAUGAAAAUUAAUUCUGCUUUUACCUAUCAAGGUUCAGAAUAUUUCAAUUUCCAAACUGACCAUGAAGUUUGGGCAUUUAUUAAUAAUAAAUUAGUUAUUGAUCUUGGUGGUAUACAUGGUCCAAUAGCUGAAAGAAUUAAUACAAAAACUUUAGGUUUAACUAUUGGUCGUAUAUAUAAUUUUGAUUUAUUCUUUUGUAAUCGUCAAACUGUUGGUAGUAAACUUAAAAUUGAAAUAGAUAUAACUUAUUCAUGUCCAUUUAGAGAUUUUUGUGGAGUUUGUUUAGGUGAUGGUAGUUCUUGUGCAGGUGGAAGAAUUAAAUAA
Dictyostelium discoideum AX4 is the source of this 804-nucleotide messenger RNA. RefSeq names its product PA14 domain-containing protein (gene psiS). Bases 1 to 804 code for a protein of 267 amino acids. Gene Ontology annotation, cellular component: extracellular region. NCBI's taxonomy places the organism in Eukaryota, Evosea, Eumycetozoa, Dictyosteliales, Dictyosteliaceae. The transcript has 5 exons. The record is from RefSeq and is a predicted model, not a curated record.